Molecule: messenger RNA, 1744 nt
Organism: Cucumis melo (muskmelon)
Lineage: Eukaryota; Viridiplantae; Streptophyta; Magnoliopsida; Cucurbitales; Cucurbitaceae
Product: probable pectate lyase 12
Exons: 4
Coding region: 140-1585 (481 amino acids)
Molecular function (GO): pectate lyase activity
Source: RefSeq, a predicted model, not a curated record
GGAAGGAAGAAAAAUGAAGAAAAACAGUUGAAAAAACACUUCUCCACUCAAAAACAACAAACAUAAACACCACUGCAGAGCAAUUUCUAAAGCCUGUAGAGAGACUGAGUGAGAGAGCUUACCAUUUUUGCUCUCCGAAAUGCUGGCCACAACCUGCAUUGUGCUGCUAGCUUUGCUGCUACCCUCCCGCUUGCCGCUCCGUGCCGGUGCCACCACCGCCACCGCCGCCGCUCUCAACCUCACUCUCCCUGGCCAGCAUCCUAGCCCUGAAUUGGUUGCUCAAGAAGUUCACAGGAAAGUGAAUGCUUCCUUAACGAGAAGGCAAUUGCUCCAAAUCUCUGAGAAAGAUGAAUCUUCUUCUUGCUACACCGGGAACCCCAUCGACGACUGCUGGAAAUGCGAUCCAAAUUGGCCAAACAACCGCCAGCGCCUCGCCGAUUGCGCCAUAGGAUUCGGCCAGUACGCUCUCGGCGGCAAGAACGGCGAGUUCUACAUAGUCACGGACGAUUCCGAUGACGAUGCAGUAAAUCCAAAGCUCGGAACAUUACGAUACGCCGUGAUACAGCCGCAACCUCUCUGGAUCGUCUUCCCUGCCAACAUGCUCAUCAAACUCUCACAGGAACUCAUCUUUAACAGCUACAAGACCCUAGACGGCCGCGGCGCCAAUGUCCACAUCGUCGGUGGUGGCUGCAUUACGUUGCAAUACAUAAGUAAUGUCAUCAUCCACAACAUCCAUAUCCAUCAUUGUUAUCCAUCAGGUAACACCAUGGUCCGAUCAAGUCCGACGCAUUACGGGUACCGGACGAAAUCGGACGGCGACGGGAUAUCUAUCUUCGGAUCGAAGGACAUAUGGAUUGAUCAUUGUUCAUUGUCGCAUUGCAAAGAUGGAUUGAUCGAUGCGGUGAUGGGAUCCACCGGAAUCACGAUUUCAAACAAUUAUUUCUCACAUCACGAUGAAGUUAUGUUGUUGGGUCACAGCGACAACUACUGGCCGGAUUCCGGUAUGCAGGUAACAAUAGCAUUCAACCACUUCGGAGAAAAGCUAGUGCAAAGGAUGCCACGCUGCCGAUUAGGUUACAUUCACGUCGUCAACAACGACUUCACCCAAUGGGAAAUGUACGCAAUCGGCGGCAGUGGCAACCCCACCAUAAACAGCCAAGGCAACCGUUACACCGCCCCAUACGACCGCAACGCCAAGGAGGUCACCAAGCGAGUCGAAACAUCCGAGUCCGAGUGGCGCGGCUGGAACUGGCGCUCCGAGGGAGACAUCCUUGUGAACGGCGCCUUCUUCGUCACUUCCGGUCAAGGGCUUGAAGUCAAGUACGAGAAGGCUUACAGCGUCGAGCCGAAGUCCGCGGCGCUGAUUGAUCAGCUCACUUGGCACGCCGGCCCGCUCGGCGUCGGCGGUAGGGAUAAUAAUUUGGGGAUGUGGACGACCGGCCCCAAUGGUAAUGGCGGUGGGUUUGGGCUUGGGUCAGGUAUGGACUAUACUGACGACAUGUCGGAGAGUUGUUUUGUUAGGGCUUUUUCUGUUUUGUUGUCUUUUUGUUGGGGAUUGGUGGUGGUGAUUGCGUUUGUGCUAUGACGACAUGUCGUUGAGAGGAUAGAAUCGAGAGGUGGAGUGGGUUUUUGCAUUUUAAUUUAAAUGGCAUAAAGAAAGGCCUAAAAAUGUAAAUCCAUUUGUUUACCUAUUGUAUGCCAAAACUGACUUUAGUUUAUCUAAUUUACUUUUUGUUAAAUUAAA